AUGCUGAAGUACGAAAGUGAAUGCAUUGCGGAGGAUAUUGAAAAGCUGAGUGUCAACGAUCAGGAGAAGACCACGGACGGAAAACUGUGGAGCAUGAUUUGUCCAACGCGGUAUCGCAGAUCGAUUGAACUGCUCAAGAUUUGUCUGCACUUGAAUGAUCUUCAUCCAGACGAUUACCUUUUUUUUUUUUUUUCGUUAUCUCUUCAACAGAUUUUAAACAUGGAAGACGACAUGAAUUGGUACCGGGCGGAACUGGACGGGAAGGAAGGGCUAAUACCAAGCAAUUACAUAGAAAUGAAAAAUCACGAUUGGUACUACGGUCGCAUCACACGGGCAGACGCCGAAAAGCUCCUGUCGAACAAACACGAGGGCGCCUUCCUGAUACGGAUCAGCGAGUCCAGUCCCGGCGAUUUCAGCCUCUCGGUCAAAUGCUCGGACGGGGUGCAGCACUUCAAGGUGCUCCGGGACGCACAGGGCAAAUUCUUCCUCUGGGUGGUGAAAUUCAGUUCCCUGAACGAACUGGUCGACUACCACCGGACGGCGAGCGUGUCCCGCUCGCAGGAGGUCAAACUGCGCGAAAUGGUGCCAGAGGAGAUGUUGGUGCAAGCUCUGUACGACUUCGUUGCGCAGGAGUCCGGUGAGCUGGACUUCCGGCGAGGGGACGUCAUCACGGUAACGGAUCGCUCCGACGAGCACUGGUGGAACGGCGAAAUCGGCAACCGGAAAGGACUAUUCCCAGCAAUAUACGUGGCGCCCUACCAUUCAUAAGAUAAGAAGUAUUUUUAUUAUUUUUUUUGCUAUAUAAAUAUUAUAUAUUUUUAAUGUUUAAUAACCGGGGGGGAAAGUCGAAUCGAACGCGCGAGAAGGGGAAACAAAUGGAGGGGGAAACGUGGGAAACCGAACCGAAAGAAACCGGAAGCCAAUAAGAACGCGAUGCGACGAGAUCAAGAGUGGAUGAGUGGAAAGAGAACGAAAGUCAGUGCGCGCGGAAACAAAAAGAGCGAAGCCAGAGAACCGAUGUACAUUGA
Molecule: messenger RNA, 1028 nt
Organism: Aedes albopictus (Asian tiger mosquito)
Lineage: Eukaryota; Metazoa; Arthropoda; Insecta; Diptera; Culicidae
Gene: drk
Product: growth factor receptor-bound protein 2
Exons: 5
Coding region: 1-768 (255 amino acids)
Biological process (GO): signal transduction; regulation of MAPK cascade
Cellular component (GO): plasma membrane; COP9 signalosome; cytoplasm
Molecular function (GO): phosphotyrosine residue binding; epidermal growth factor receptor binding
Source: RefSeq, a predicted model, not a curated record